AAAAAAAAUCUCUAUUGCAAAAAAAUAAAGAAAAGAGGUCAAAAUGAAGAACACUCAUUUGCCUGAAGAAUCCAAGGAACCAAUCUCUCCGGUAUUAUCUUCUCACCGGAAACAAAACAAGACAGCCACGAAAACAUGUUUCCCGGAAACAACGGUGUUGUCGGGACGUGAGAGGUUGAAGAGACAUAGAGAAGAGGUUGCCGGAAAAGUUCCUAUACCGGAGAGUUGGGGAAAAGAAGGAUUACUUAUGGGAUGGAUGGAUUUUUCGACAUUCGACGCUGCUUUUACUUCGAGCCAGAUUGUUUCUGCUCGAGCUGCGUUAAUGGCUGACGCCGGAGACGAUGCCGGAACUAGAGGAAGUAGGCCUCAACGCCUUCGAGUUGAGAGUUCUUGUUGAUUUCAUUGUCUUAGAGAAAUGUUUUUGCAAAUAAUACCUCUCAUCAUGA
Molecule: messenger RNA, 446 nt
Organism: Arabidopsis arenosa
Lineage: Eukaryota; Viridiplantae; Streptophyta; Magnoliopsida; Brassicales; Brassicaceae
Source: the annotation of a GenBank genome assembly